UGGGGUCAAACAGUAACAAAGCAUAGUUCAACAACUGAGAAUCAAACCAAUUCGAAGACAAUUGCAAGGCUGAGAAUGAAAUCAGUUCAGAAACCACUGCAUAUUCUCUCCCUUGCCUCAAAAUCCAGCAUCACACCACGCUCAUUUUCCACUUCCACUUCUGCUAUUGAUUCAAUUACUGCACCGAAACCAACCAAUCAAACUCAAACUCAAAGUCUAACUCAAGAAGAGCACACAAAGAUCAACCUCCUCCUCCCACGCCUCUGCCUCUUAAACCACCUCGACACAGCAACCCACCUCACCAUCACAGCCCUGCUCACAAACCCACCUCUCAAAUCUCUCUCUUUGUCCAUUCUUAUCCACUCCUUCACUUCCCAAUCCGACAUGGCCCGACCCAUGUCACUUUUAACCCGCCUCAGGCACAACCCACCUUCACAUCCCUAUCUCACGCCCAUCUCAACCAUGUUCAUUGCCUCAUAUUUCAAGAAAAAUAAACCCAAAGAGGCCCUCAAAAUGUUCAACUGGUUGGUAAGGCCAGGCUCUCCAUGUGUGCUCGACGAGAGAGUUUGUGAGGUUUUGGUUAAUGGGUUCUGUAAGAAUGGGAUGGUUCUUGAGGCUUUGAAGGUUUUGAGGGCCAUGCUGAGUACGAAUAUCGUGCCGGGAUGUGGUCUGAAGAAGUGGGUUUAUAAGGUUUUGUUGAGGGAGGCUAGGAUUAAGGAGGCAGUGGAGUUGAAUGAGGCUUUGGGUUGUGUAGGGGAUAGAGAGAAAGGUGAUGAAUCAGAGUGUGUGAAGAAGGUUUUGGCUUUGUUGGAUCACAUGAUUGGCAAUUGGGCAGAAUAGAGCAGUGAUGCAGGAGCAUAUGGGUGGAUCAAGAUAGAUAUUUACCAUUUAAUUAGUUAUUUCAUGAUAUAUUGGUAUUUUCUUAUUUAGGUAGUUUUAGGAUAACUUUUAUUAUUUAGGUGUGAUUUUAUAAUUAAUUAGUUUACUUUUGGACCAAGUAGCCUUGGUGCCCAAGUCUUGUAAAGCCUAUAAAUAAGGCUAAUGUAAUAGUUGUAGGGGAGUUUAUGUUGAUGA
Molecule: messenger RNA, 1074 nt
Organism: Prunus avium (sweet cherry)
Lineage: Eukaryota; Viridiplantae; Streptophyta; Magnoliopsida; Rosales; Rosaceae
Source: RefSeq, a predicted model, not a curated record